Molecule: messenger RNA, 2183 nt
Organism: Penicillium subrubescens
Lineage: Eukaryota; Fungi; Ascomycota; Eurotiomycetes; Eurotiales; Aspergillaceae
Product: putative SIR2 family histone deacetylase (Hst4)
Exons: 2
Coding region: 1-1701 (566 amino acids)
Biological process (GO): negative regulation of transcription by RNA polymerase II; replication-born double-strand break repair via sister chromatid exchange; regulation of DNA repair
Cellular component (GO): mating-type region heterochromatin
Molecular function (GO): NAD+ binding; histone deacetylase activity, NAD-dependent
Source: RefSeq, a predicted model, not a curated record
AUGGAACCUCUAGAUCCUAAUGAUCUGUCUGACACCUCGGAGCUCACGGAGCUGAGCUCCGCGCCCCCGUCACUGCGGUCAUCGCCUGAACGGUACCUGACGCCGUCAUCUCAGGACUCUGAGGAUUCGACGCGCCAAGACUGCCCGCCUCCCGCGAAGAAGCGGAGACGCAAUCCCCUGCCCAAAGAACGCACCACGCAGUAUCUGUAUCUGUCCAAGUCUUCCUAUGAGCAACCAGAUCAGGUGAAAUUGCUCGUCGACACUCUCCGCCACCAAAAGGACAUUGUCGCUAUCACCGGUGCGGGCAUCUCCACAUCGGCGGGUAUUCCCGAUUUCCGCUCCACCGAUGGUUUAUUUAAGUCUUUGCAGAAGAAGCACAACCUCAGGGCUUCUGGAAAGCUGCUGUUCGAUGCUGCUGUCUAUCAAGAUGAUGCCCUAACUGGCCCCUUCCAUGAAUUGGUGCGGUCGCUGUCGGUUGAGGCGGCCAAGUGCCAGCCUACCAAAUUUCACGAAAUGCUGGCCAGUCUCGGCAAGGAGAACCGGCUCAAGCGAUUGUAUACCCAGAACAUCGACGGCCUCGAAACUUCCAUGAAGCCCCUAGAGACCGAGAUCCCCCUCAGCGUCAAGGGUCGCUGGCCUGUCACAAUCCAACUCCACGGCAGUAUCACCAAGAUGGUCUGCCAAAAGUGUCGUUAUCUCAAGAACCUAGAUCCAGAGCAGUUCUGUGAAGCUGACCCGCCCGAUUGUGACGAAUGUGCGGACAACGACAAGGCUCGCUUUGUAGCUGGUCAACGGAGUCACGGCGUCGGGCGUAUGCGCCCGCGGAUCGUCCUCUAUAACGAACACAACCCCGACGAGGAGGCGAUCACCUCCGUCAUGAAUGCCGAUAUCAAGUCCCGCCCUCGCGUUCUAGUGGUUGCUGGUACGAGUUUGAAGAUUCCCGGUGUUCGACGUCUUGUAAAGAGUUUGUGUACGGUUAUUCGUAGCCGCAAGGACGGCGUGACUAUGUUUAUCAACAACGAGCCGCCCGCCGGCAAGGAGUUUGACAACUGUUUCGAUCUGAUUGUACAAGGUUCUACGGACGAGGUAGCCGAUCUAGUCAAGCUCAAGAGCUGGCAGGACCCGGAGCCAUACGCCAUGCCGCUGCCAGAGCCUGUCUUUGGAAUCAAGCCUGCCUCCGACGAGGAGCUCUCCGCAUCAGACUCCGAGCAGAAGGUGGCUGUGGUUAUCACCUCCACACCGAAGAAGCGUCCUCGCAGCGACACUGGCUUGAUGACACCUUCUUCCUCUCACGACGAGAAACCCGUGGUUAAGAAGCUCACCCAACGAAAGAUCAUCAACCCAGCCAGCAGCGGUAAGAGUAUCAACAGCUUACUCAAGAGUUCGGACAGCAAGCCGACCGCACCAGCCAAGGGUGGCCGCAAGCCUGCGGCGAAACCCGCCGUUCCCAGGAAGCGUGCUACCAAGCCCAAGACAGCACCUGCGGCUAUGAAGCCGAUUUCCUCCUUCGCCACCGUCAGCAAGGCAAACAAGGUCACCGUCACUGUCGACAAGAAUUCUGACCCGGCCAAGCUAACGCGCUCUCUGCCACUUGGUGCUGCUCGAGGCAAUGGCUCGGCCAAACCAGGUCCUCUCUUCCCUGGACUCAAAGCCGGCGUGGAAACACACCAAUUCGAGGAAGCCACCACCGGAUCUUCCUAAUCUUUACAUCUUCUUCGACUCUGAUCGACUUUUUAUUCUUCUUCCACCCUCUAUUUUUCUCAGCGUCAUCGGAUGCAUAAUGAAUGGCGCCCUGGUGUUGACCUUCUUCUCCCACCUUCGCUGUGGGGUUUUCCUUCUUAGACCGCUCUUUUCGUCCACCGGGACCAGCUGAGCGGUCCUUUUUUAUUUUACCAUUCAUCCGUCCUUCGCGAAGAUACCAACGAUAGACUACGGAUUAGUUGCAUGAGGUGGCGUUGGCGUUUUCAGUCUGGAGGUCACUUGACUUGUUUUAUUUAUGUUUACCGGGUGCAUUAGGUAGCCGUGGGAUGUUCUCAUGAUGUGCUGCUGUUGCUGUGGAGCUAGCAUAUCCUACUCAGGUGGUGCUUUUCUUCGGGCAUCGGGGUUGUGGGAGAUGCCUGUUCCUUUUUAUUGUAUGCAUUACGAGGUAGUCUUCGUCUGUGACAAUACAUGUGAGCUCGAAU